Batrachochytrium dendrobatidis JAM81 is the source of this 822-nucleotide messenger RNA. RefSeq lists its product as uncharacterized. The transcript is spliced from 6 exons. Gene Ontology annotation, cellular component: spliceosomal complex. The record is from RefSeq and is a predicted model, not a curated record. Lineage: Eukaryota; Fungi; Chytridiomycota; Chytridiomycetes; Rhizophydiales. Gene Ontology annotation, biological process: mRNA splicing, via spliceosome. The coding region runs from base 1 to 822 and encodes 273 amino acids.
AUGUCUGAUCAUUCAUCCAUCAGCCUUCCUGUGUUCACCAAAACUGCUAUUAGAAAAAAACGGCCGUAUCGGAAAAAGCCAGACGAUACAACAGACAUCAAUGGUAUUCAAAGUACUGAAACCAAGGAAACCAAGGACAGCAGCGACGAGGAUGAACACUCUAGAUUGACGUUACAGGAAGCAUUGGAACUUCGGAAACUACGGAAACCUAAACCUGGAAUAUCAGCUGCUAGCCUUGAAACAGGCAAAGUUUCAUUACCAAAUGGAAAACAUGAAGUAUCGGUCGAAACGCUCCAAGAUCAGGAUGAUCCUUGGAAACUCAAAAAUGGAGGCUUGAUAAAUAUAAGCGAUAUUCGUGGAAGAAGCUUUGGUGAAGAAGGAUCUGGCACGGGAGGGUUUGAAACAGCUUCUAAAGCAAUGGAUACAGAGAAGCACAUGAAAGCAUUUAUUGAAAAGGAAUUAAGGAAACGACGUGGCGAUGCUCCCAGCACUACUUCGGAUACGUCUCUUCCUUCAUUGCGUAAACUGAAUGAUGAAUUGAAGACCGGACCGACUGACUAUGACGAAGAACUUUAUAGGAUUCCAGAUGCAUUAACGAUCCCGGUCAAACCCAUCAAAGAAGAUAACGUUACCUUGUCUACAGGUAUGCUCAUGUCAAUUCCAGAAGUGGAUCUGGGAGUAAGCAACAAGCUAAAAAACAUUGAAGAAACCGAGCAGGCCAAACGAAGUUUGCUGGAAAAGGGACAAAGCAUAAAACCUGGCGAUGCUGUUUUUGACACGAUGCAAAAAACCCGAUUCAUGUCGACUGAACGAUGCAAGUAA